AUGGCUACUCGAGUUCCCAUUCAACAGGACAGGACCCUGCUCAACCCAAAGUUCGAAGGAUACAAACUGUCCUUUCUGGAAGAAUCGCGCCAGCACUUUGUCCCCGUCGGCACCCCGGGACCAGGCGUCGUGGUCCCUAAGCUGUCCUCCUCCACCAAACUAUCAUACCGGCAGAUCCAGUCCAGGAUUCGCCAUAACCACCUUCAUCCCGGAUGGAACUCCUUCAAACCAGCCAAUGGUGACAGCAACCGUAUCCGCGACGGCAUCCUCUUUGCGAUCGAUGGGGAUUUCAUGUUGAUCGCGCUUCAGUAUGACAAGGCAGCUCAUCGACUCCGAAGCAAAAAGCUCCUCCAGAUACCUCCACCUGCAGCACCACUCAAUUUUUAUCUCGAGUUCCCUUCGGUGAAACCCAUUUCGCCUGAUUACAUGCUGGUUUCUGAUGGCGCGUCGACCCUCUAUUUGGUCCGAUUCGUAUUCGCCAACAAAGAGUACGAGGCAAAAAUUGAGGCUUUCACUACGUUUCUGCCAGAGGGACCGUCAGCAACAGACGACGAGAUCGCUCCAUGCGGACUACUCGAGGCAAAAGCGUUCCCGAUCACCAAGGACGAUGGUGCACAGGCAAUGGAAGUCCGAUUCAUUGUAUGCUAUGCUACCAAGAGCACAUUUUAUUCGUCAGAGCCCUCGCCGCAUCAUAAAUCGGAUCAGAAGACAGUGUUUAUCGUCAAUCUGUGCAGUUUCGUCUGGGAUCGUCCAUUCUCAGGAUCGGCAGAUCCGGUGGAUACGGACAUGGAAUUAGAUGCGGAGGGAUCCACGGAAGCGAAUCAGGGUGAGUUCGUGUCAGUGCCUUCAAGGACUAUUCAUUCUAUCAGAGGAACCGAGGUCCCAUUCUAUUGCGCAUUGGACCCCUCGAACGAAGGAUAUGUGAUCGGCAGUAACACAACAUAUAAGCCAACAAAGGAGCCUGUGGUCGCUCAGAGAACAAACUAUCUGGAGCCCGGAUCUGAAGCGAUGGAGCUGGACGGUACCGAUGUUGGCAUAGCGCCACGCUCAGAGCCGCCAUAUAUCUGGACCCAGUCGGAUAGCGAAGUCACUAUCUGCUUUAGUCUUCCUAGAGGCACCACCAAACACGCGGUCCACUGCAAGUUUUCUCGUCAAGGACUUGAGCUCCAGGUCAAUCUCUCGCAACCGACUAAUCAGGCCGUCAGGUUGCCUAAUCUCGACAACAUGCCUUUGUUCGAUGAGGUCCUGCCGGAGGAUUGUAUUUGGAUAUUGGAACCCGAGACUGGGGUUCUUACAUUGAAUAUGGAAAAGAAGCACGCCAGGACGAGGUGGACUCAGGUCUUUGCAGAGGGCAUGGACACCAAUCCGGUUGAAGAAACGCUCGAUCCAUCUGUGUUUGCGGAAUAUAGAAGCGCGCUGGAAAAGUACACUUCAGACCAGGCGAAUGCGGGGCCAGGACGAGGAUCGACCGUGCAGCCCUCGCUUGGUCAGGAUUCACCGGAGGACAUUGAUGAGGAGGGUGAGGAGAUCAAGUUUUCUUGGGUCCAGGCAGAAGAUGGAGCGGAUAUUGUACGGGCAACGACUAUUGGAAGUGGACACGAUUGGAUCGGACAGGCAUUCCCGAGUUUUGAAUACAACCAGGGCGAUGAGCAACCGUUCCGGAUGCCGACGGUGUGUUUGAAACAUGAUGUCGAUGGCCUGGUCUAUGCGAUCCAACAUUUGCCAGGAUCAAUGCCGAUCAUGUCCUCUAUCCAGCAGACGGGCGGGAUCAUGAAGUUUGUACAUGUGAGCACGUUUGAUGCGCUGGCGUUUGUGCAGGCGUCCAAGAGGGAGAGACGGUUUGUGAUGCAUGAUCCGCAUGGUCGGUUCGCGGUGAUUGUGGAGUCGAGUCGAAACGUGUACAUAUACUGGCAUAGUGCAGACACGAAACUGAAGCAGGAGCGGCAGACGGUUGUGGAUGUAUCGAAGGGCCAGGUUGUGGAUAUUAUUGGAUGUCAGCUUAUUGCAGAGGGAGUGCUCGUUAUUUUGAUGGAGGGCAGACAUGGAGCCCUGGUACUGGAGCUGAACCAGUCCUAG
Messenger RNA from Gamsiella multidivaricata, 2076 nucleotides. RefSeq lists its product as uncharacterized. The record is from RefSeq and is a predicted model, not a curated record. The transcript is spliced from 2 exons. NCBI's taxonomy places the organism in Eukaryota, Fungi, Mortierellomycota, Mortierellomycetes, Mortierellales, Mortierellaceae. The coding region runs from base 1 to 2076 and encodes 691 amino acids.